ACCAGGCGAUGAAGACGAACCUCGCGCGUCGUCGCUCGACGAAAUGACUUCGCCAUGAAGUAAAAUAAGCAGAAAACAAAAAUGAACAUCGUAGAGCAGAAACUAGCGGAAUUGGUACGUGAACAUCCGAAUCUGUACGAUCAAUCCCGGCAGGACUACAAAGACAAUCUGAAGGGGCAUCUGUCAUGGAAAGAAAUCUCGGACAACAUGGGAAAGUCUGAGGAGGCGGUGAAGCAGAAAUGGAAAAAUCUACGCGACAAGUUCUGCAAGGCGAAGAAGCGAAUGGCGAGGAGAAGCUCGCCUCUGCCGACAGACGAAGAGAUCCCGCUGGACCGGGCCGUCCCGGUGCUGUACCACCAGCUGGCCUGGCUCAGCUCGUAUGUCAAACCCAGGGUAGAAACUGUCCCGGGAGAAACCGACGGGUUAGCUGGAAGCGGUGAUGACACGGAGAGAGAGCAAGAUAAAGAAAUGAAGGAGCAGCAUUACUCUAUUCCUGUGGUUAGUACCAGCUAUUCUCUAGUGGAGUCCUGUCCAAAUAACCACCAGGAGAUGGGAGUCUCUCUUAAACGUAAAAGGCAAACCACCACAGAAACUGAGAUAAGUUCUGCGGAUGCACUUUCCAACCUCAGAGAUGAAGAUGAACUGUUCCUGCUCAGCCUGCUGCCCUCACUGAAGAGGCUUAACAUUAAAAAAAGGAUGGAGGUACGGAUGAAAUUCCAGCAAGUGCUUUAUGCUGCAGAGUUUGAGGACUAAAGAGAUCUUUAUAAAAAACGGUAUGGUUGCUGGUGUUGCUUGUUCUGGUUUAUCAAAAGCAUUUAACCUGUAAAUAGAUUUGUUUUAAUUAUGUUGACUUUUUUAGUAUUUAUUUUUUGAUCACCACUUACCACUUUCAUUUUUAAAUUGUAAUUUCAGCCAUUAAAGCACUUAGGACUUAAAAUCGGCAAAACACGUGAGCACUUGUUAACUUGGUUACUACUCUGUGAUGAAAAAUGUACAUUUGUUUGGAGCUCUGUUCGUCAGGGUUUCCUGCUUCUUUCAAAUGAUAUGUGUAGAUUAGACAGAGCUCUCUGACUGUACAUUAAUGUCUCUGCUUUAUCUUUCUGAAAAGAGUCAUCGCAAAUGUGUAUUUUUUAUACAAAUACAUAUUUUAUUGCU
Molecule: messenger RNA, 1155 nt
Organism: Gymnodraco acuticeps
Lineage: Eukaryota; Metazoa; Chordata; Actinopteri; Perciformes; Bathydraconidae
Exons: 2
Coding region: 82-753 (223 amino acids)
Biological process (GO): regulation of transcription by RNA polymerase II
Cellular component (GO): transcription regulator complex; nucleus
Molecular function (GO): DNA binding
Source: RefSeq, a predicted model, not a curated record